This is a messenger RNA of Leishmania mexicana MHOM/GT/2001/U1103, 495 nucleotides long. RefSeq lists its product as uncharacterized. The coding region runs from base 1 to 495 and encodes 164 amino acids. The record is from RefSeq and is a predicted model, not a curated record. The transcript has a single exon. NCBI's taxonomy places the organism in Eukaryota, Euglenozoa, Kinetoplastea, Trypanosomatida, Trypanosomatidae.
AUGACCACAGAAUACAUCAUGCAUUCGGAUCUGCUGUGGAAGAAUUGUCCGAAGCGCCACAAACUGUUCCUCUUUGCUGAGGUGUUUGUUAUCGUCUCUAUCUUCGUGUACGCCUUGGCGUUCCUCUUCGGUUUCACUUUGCUGUGGUGCUGCUCUGCCUUUCGCUGGGUGUGCGUGACUCUCAACGUCAUCGGCAUCGGCACCUUGUGCGUUGUCUGGGUGAUGAUGCUGAAGGCCUACCACAUGAACAGUGGCGCAGGUUGUCUUGUUCUAGACCAGCUCUUUCACUUUGGUAUCGGCUUCACUCUCUUGUUGGUGGCCUGGGUGCUGGAUAUCCUCGCCAUCUUCUUCUUGCUGCUGCCAUUAGAGGCCAAGAAGAAUAGUGGGAGUACAAAGACGGACGAGAUGGACGAGACGGACAAGACGGACGAAGGGCAGACGUCGUGCGAAGGAGACGCCCCGCAUGAAGACGGUAAAUACGUAGAACAGGAGUAG